GUGAAAAAGAUAUUGGAUAUUGGACAUACUUCCAAUUGCGAAGGUUACGAAAUCAAGGACGGGCAUUUUGCCGGUAGUUACGAACUUUUUCAGACCUUUCAAUUAAUUGAAAGCAGAUUUCAUAUACGCUGUAUGAAAUGUGGUAAAAGUAGCCGUUGGUAUUUAUUUAACAGUAUUGGUGUAUAUAAAAAAAUUCAUUAUUGUCACCUUUAAAAUGACUGUCACAUUCCAAGAUGACAAUAACCUACAACUACAGUUUGAUUUUGAAGAAGAAUAUAACGAAUUGAAUGCUCAAUUGGAUGCAUUAUCAAAAUGUUUAGAUGUAUUAGAAGCAAGAGGUAAAAAAGUCUGUGAUGAAGCUAAGCGUCUUGUCAUUGAAUAUAGAAGUCAGAAUUGUGAAGAAACAUCUUGAAUUGAAAUUUCAAUACUAAAAUCACUGCGUAUAUAUUCUAUGUAAUUCUUUUUCAUUUAUUUAUGUACUCUUAUUGUGAUUGAUUUCCUCAUAUUGAUUUUAUUCAAUUAUGUGAUUAUCAUAAUAUAUGUGUUUGUGAUAUGUGAUCCUAAUUUUGUACAGUAUUUUAAUAUACAAACGAUUGGAAAAAAAAUAUUUUAUUGGAUA
Schistosoma turkestanicum is the source of this 619-nucleotide messenger RNA. NCBI's taxonomy places the organism in Eukaryota, Metazoa, Platyhelminthes, Trematoda, Strigeidida, Schistosomatidae. The record is from the annotation of a GenBank genome assembly.